GCGACCGGAAGAGGUCGAUGUGAUGAGGACCAUUUGAGGCAAACCUGAAACAGAAAAGAGAAAUUCACGAUUCUGAAAUUCUAUAAGCAACAGAAACCAUAAGACAAACGACGCCAGGAGAUAUUCAUUUGUCUUCAACUUUGUAUUUAGGGGAAGAAAAGAGAUACACGGAGCCAUUGGUUGUGGAUGUCACGCUAGAAAAUCAGGCAGUUUUGAGAGGCUGGAGCCCAAACAAGGACAUGGAGAGUUACGAGGACUUCUGUCUGCGGAGCCUGGCCAGACUGCAGACGGAGAGCCAGGGGAAGAGCCAAGGCCAACAGACAGGUUGUGAGCCAACUGGUCCUGUGGAAGCUCUCUCCUUCAUCCACUUCCAUGGAAGGGCUGUGCUCUCCCCCUUGCUGAGUGUGGAGCAGCGCAGCGAGAUGUCCCAGUACAGACAGAGGGCUGCCCAGCUGGAGGUGGACAGACAGGCACUACGCAGCAGCAGCCUGCUGGCCAGGGUUCAGGACAUCCUGGACAGUGCUCAGGUGGACAAAGUACCAGAGAUGGAGGGUAAAAUGGAUCUACCAACUCUGCCAUAUUGCCUUUCCCCAAAACCUGAGACAGUGAUUGGCUACACCCUGGUGACAGACUCCCCUGGGCUACCCAGGGGCGGUGGUGUGGUUGGGCUACACAUUACGGAUCGGCCCACCACCCCUCCACCUGAGUCCCCCAUAGUCCUGAAUGGGUACAGGGAAGAGGAGAGAGAGAAGCAGGUAGAGGAGGAGAGGUGGGAGGUAGAGGAGGAGAUGAGGAGGGGAGAGGAGGAGAUAGGGGGCGGUCAGGAUGUGAGUUUCCAGAGCCUUCUGAGGAGGUCGAGGGAGUAUGUGGAGAGAGAGCAGGCCCAGAGGGGGUCAAAGGUCAUCGGCAGGGUCACUUCCACCACCCCGUCUGCGGAGAGCCUCUCUGACAAGGAGAACGAGAGCCGCAGUCCUCUGGGAGAGAUGAAACCUGAACAGGGGUACAGCCUGCGCCACAGUCCGCUAAAUCCACCUCAGACCCAGGCCCACAUCCAGCACCAGAGUCAGUAUCCUGCCCAAGCGCAAGCCCAGUACCAGGCUGUGUGUGACCCGUAUGACUCUCGGGUUAGCUGCCUCUCAUCUGGCCUCCCCGACCCUUACACCCUCCUGCCCAGCCCUGAACCCAGCAUGAGUCCCCGCCCCCACCACCGCCGACCACGUCCAGUGUCCACUGGUAACAUCCUGAUCUCCUUCCCCAUUGGCUCGGCCGACCUCAUCCCCAGAGGGCUAGUGGGGAGGCACCAGGAGAGCACUGUUGUCAUGGCGACAGGGGUGAUGAGGUCACCGGAACGGGGGUCAGGCGUCAGUGACGGUAGUAGUUGUCGUGGCAGCCAGUGUGGCACCAGCCCGGUCCAGGAGAAGAGCUGCAGCCCAGUCAGUACCUCCGGAACUGGUUCACAUGGGCAUCAUGACAUCAUCAGCUCCGGGUUUCGCCGGCGCUGCCACACCCUAGACAGCCAGCUCCACUCCUCCCAUUCUGCCUCAGGACCUGGCAUGGACCACAGCCAGGAGAGGCUCCCGCGCUUCAUGGGGGGAGUGCCUCGUUUGGCCCCAAGCCGUAGGAGCCCCGCGGUCCCCCUGAAUCAGUCCUAUGAGGUGGAGAACCCCUCGGCAAUGCUGCUAAGGCCCCACGUGAGACCCUUGACCCCUGACCUCUCUCCUUGCCAGAUGAGGCUGGAUCCUGAGGGGCCUCAGGGGCCCCAUGAUGGACGGAUCACACCCAGCUCUUCCUUAGAGGAGCAGGACAGUAAGACAGAGGAGACCCAGCGACGUGUGAGUGCUCUGGAGGAGAUGCAGAGGCGUCUGGAGGAGGAGCAUGCCCUGCAGAUGUCUCUUCUCAUGGCUGAACAGAAGAGAGAACAACAGCGCCUUUGUCAGGAGCUGGAUGAGAAGGGGAAGAGGCUGAGAGAGCAGGGGUGUGGCCGGCUCCUGAAUGGGGAUGGUGGACUCAGCCCUUCCUGUCCUGGCCUUAGCCCCACCCUGAGUGCUACUGAUAGGUCACCUAGACACAGUGUACACAGCAUGGGUUUCUCCUCUCCACUGAGCUCUAGUGCUCCCUCUCCCUCCAUGCAGCCUCCUGUCUACCUGUGGGGGCCCACCUGGGGGGCCAGCAAGCCCCGAGGAAGGCUCAGUCAGGUUGUGACAGUUGAACAGCAGAGGGCGCUGUGUCGUCUGGGAGCCAUCAGUUGUGGGUUCCUCACCCGCAGACUGCUCCAGACAGAGAAGGUGAAACAGCUGCGACAGACCAUUCAGGACACACAAGAGUUCAUCUGCUCGUUCCAGACUGAAGCUCCACAGAAGAGAGGAUCCAUCUCAGCACAGGACCUGUCUCUGCAGGAGAGAGUCAGGGCACAGUUGCGUGCGGCUCGAUAUGACAUCCAUGACAUCUUCUUUGAGAUGCCCCUGGAGGAGAGGCUGGCUCUGCUGCAGCUGGACAGAGAGGUCCGCACAGAGAAGAAGCUACGAGAAAUGGAGAAAGCCAGGAGUCCUAAUGACAGAGUGCUGUCUGCUGCCACACAGAGGUCACUGGACAGGAAGAAGAGGGUGGGUGAGUCUCCAGGACAAGCCAGGAAAGUACAGAAGAAGCCAAAGAGCCCUCCCACUAACAGGAUCCUGAAGACAAGUCAGGGUCAGAAUGCCUCUGUCCCAGGUCAGCUAAACCGACAGGGUCUGUCUGUCAGGAGCUGGUACAGAAAUACCCCGGAGGACAGAGUGAGGCGCUCAGACAGCCUGAAGAAGCAUAACUCCCUGGGCUAACUGAUUCCUCCCUCAGUCCCUCUAUGACCCCUCACUCCCUGACCCUUGACCUCUGAGCCUUCUAUCGGCCCCAUGUUCCACUAUGGUUCGACCACCACCAAUGCUACUAGUCUCUCUAACCUCCCUCUGACCUCCCUCUAACCUCCCUCUGCCCUCCCUCUAACCUCCCUCUGAAGGUUCAGUCCAGUGCUCUCUGCCCAGCGAACACCCUACCAAAUGUAUUGUUACUAUAGUUACAUAGAUUUUCUACUAUUACAAACUUAUAAACAGUUCAUGUAUCCCUUAGGUGUGAAUGCUGCUGUGCACUCUUGUGCCAAGAUAAUUCAUGCAUUAAUGCUGCUAGAUAGGUAUAUUUGCUGCUUAACUUGCAAAGACUUUGUAGCUAGAGGCCUUCAGUAGUGGAUAUGUAGUAGGGAGAAGGACUCAUAAAGAAGCAUUAGUUAGAGGCCUUCAGUAGUGGAUAUGUAGUAGGGAGAAGGACUCAUAAAGAAGCAUUAGUUAGAGGCCUUCAGUAGUGGAUAUGUAGUAGGGAGAAGGACUCAUAAAGAAGCAUUAGUUAGAGGCCUUCAGUAGUGGAUAUGUAGUAGGGAGAAGGACUCAUAAAGAAGCAUUAGUUAGAGGCCUUCAGUAGUGGAUAUGUAGUAGGGAGAAGGACUCAUAAAGAAGCAUUACAAAAGUAAAGGAAGUAGAUUCCAUUAGUUAGAGGCCUUCUGUAGUGGAUAUGUAGUAGGGAGAAGGACUCAUAAAGAAGUAUUACAAAAGUAAAGGAAGUAGAUUCCAUUAGUUAGAGGCCUUCUGUAGUGGAUAUGUAGUAGGGAGAAGGACUCAUAAAGAAGCAUUACAAAAGUAAAGGAAGUAGAUUCCAUUAGUUAGAGGCCUUCAGUAGUGGAUAUGUAGUAGGGAGAAGGACUCAUAAAGAAGCAUUACAAAAGUAAAGGAAGUAGAUUCCAUUAGUUAGAGGCCUUCAGUAGUGGAUAUGUAGUAGGGAGAAGGACUCAUAAAGAAGCAUUACAAAAGUAAAGGAAGUAGAUUCCAUUAGUUA
Molecule: messenger RNA, 3858 nt
Organism: Oncorhynchus kisutch (coho salmon)
Lineage: Eukaryota; Metazoa; Chordata; Actinopteri; Salmoniformes; Salmonidae
Product: centriolar coiled-coil protein of 110 kDa
Exons: 14
Coding region: 240-2816 (858 amino acids)
Biological process (GO): ciliary basal body organization; negative regulation of centriole elongation; centriole replication
Cellular component (GO): centriole
Source: RefSeq, a predicted model, not a curated record